Belonocnema kinseyi is the source of this 3356-nucleotide messenger RNA. Its product is annotated as cytochrome P450 9e2-like. Gene Ontology annotation, molecular function: monooxygenase activity; iron ion binding; oxidoreductase activity, acting on paired donors, with incorporation or reduction of molecular oxygen. The record is from RefSeq and is a predicted model, not a curated record. NCBI's taxonomy places the organism in Eukaryota, Metazoa, Arthropoda, Insecta, Hymenoptera, Cynipidae. The transcript has a single exon. Bases 268 to 1803 code for a protein of 511 amino acids.
AAUGUCUUUUUACAGAGUGUAUCAAGCAAAACAAGGAAACUUUCUAGUUUAAACCUUCUUAAACCUUGCAUAUAAUAUCGAUAAAUUAUCUUUUACGCAUGUUAGACAAGUUUUUCAAUUAGAUAUACUAUAUGAAGUGUAUAUGUAUGCUCAAAAAACACAGAGCUAAAUAACUGGAUUUGCCCGUCGUAGUCACAGUGGCAGCGAAGAACUCGAGCGUUCAACGUAAUAUUGAUACUAAUUACAAAAAUCGGGUAUCACAAAACUAUGAUGUUAAACUUAUGGACAGUGAUUGCGGCCACCAUAACCUGUGGCCUUGGAAUUUAUCUUCUCUACAGUUUGAGGAAAUUGAAAAUUUUCAAAAGUGCCGGAAUUCCCCACAACCCACCUAUACCUUUCUUCGGUAAUAUGGCGCCAAUGGUAUUUCGCAGGAUAUACUUGGGAAAUAUGGUGAAAAAUAUGUAUGAUAAUUACUCAAAUGCAAAGUACUUCGGUAUGUAUGACUUCAUGAAACCAGUGAUUGUGCUACGUGACCUUGAACUAGUAAAAUCAAUCGGAGUGAAGAAUUUUGAAAGCUUUCCAAAUCAUCGAACCUUCGUCAAAGAAACUUGGGAUCCCCUCUUUGCCAGAAACUUGUUUUCCUUAACAGGAGAAAAAUGGCACAAUGUCAGGAAUUUGUUGAGUCCAGCUUUUACAUCGAGCAAGAUGAAGACAAUGUACAAACUCAUAUCUCAAUGUGCGAUUGACUUCACUGAAUUUCUGGCUAAGGACACAAAAAAUAAUCAGGUAAGAGAAAUGAAAGACGCAUUCACGAGGUAUACUAAUGAUGUGAUAGCAACGUGUGCAUUUGGGAUCAAAAUUGACUCGAUGAAAAAUCCAGAAAAUGAAUUUUACUUGAUGGGUAAGGAAGGCACGGACCAGAAAAAAAUGACUCCAAAAAUGUUUCUGAUGAGAGACUUUCCAUGGAUUGUAAAGCUCUUCAAUAUUCGAUUAGUCCAUCCUCGAAUUGCUCAAUUCUUCACAGACAUCAUUGAAUCCACCAUAUCUAUUAGAGACAAGGAGGGAAUUUCUCGACCCGAUAUGCUACAACUCAUGAUGGAGAAUAGGAAGAAUGAAAAAAGCAAAGUCGAACUCACUUUAGAGGAAAUGACAGCCCAAGCCUUUAUCUUUUUCUUUGGGGGCUUUGACACGACCUCGACCAACAUGUCUUUUGCUGCUCAUGAACUUGCUGUUAAUCCUGAAAUUCAGGCUAGGUUGCAAGGAGAAAUUGAUAAAGUUUUACGCAAUACAAAUGGAGAUCCUUCAUACGAAGCAAUUAAUGGAAUGGAGUAUCUGGAUGCAGUUUUAAAUGAAACUCUGAGAAAGUAUCCUCUCAUCCCAGUAUUGGAUAGAGUUUGUUCAAAACAAUUUGAACUUCCGCCGACACUUCCUGGAACAAAACCAUUUAUAGUGAAACCUGGUAUGAUUAUCUGGCUUCCGGCCUACGCUAUACAACAUGAUGCUGAUUAUUUUGAAGAACCUGAGAAAUUUAAUCCUGAUCGGUUUUUGAAAAAUGGUAAUGCUACUUUCAAGUCUGCAACAUUUUUAUCAUUUGGUAUAGGUCCCAGACAGUGUAUCGGAAAUAGAUUUGCAAUGUUGGAAACAAAGGCUAUGUUGUUUCACCUACUGGCUAGAUGUAAUCUGAAAGUUUGUUCAAAAACGAGUAUUCCGUUAAAAUUGAGUAAAACGACGUUUGGUCUUACAUCUGAUGAUGGCUACUGGCUGUCUUUGGAAAGCAAAAACAAUAAUUAUAUUCAUAACUAAACUCUUAAUGACAAAGGCUCAGGAAAAGGUAUCGUUAUUUUUUACGCUUUAUUUGAAAGAUGUCUGGUAACUACAAUAUUUUAUUUAAGAAAAUUAUGAUAAUUAUUUGAGUGCCAGGUAAGACUUUCAGUAUAAUACCAUUCUUUCUUUUACAAGGUUUUUAUUAAAAAUGUAGUAAUCUGUUAUUAAAAGUACCAAUAUUUCAUACAAGAAAAUGAUUUGUAUCACGAGAGAAAUAUGUAAGUGACGAGAAAAAAAUUUCACUCGAGCAAGAAAACGUUCCCAGAAUUCGUAUUAUUAAAAAAAUUAAAUAAAUAAAAUUUAUCUAUAAAUGGAAAGUUGGAAAAAGUUCAUAUUUUUCAAGAAGAAUAUCAUCAAAUAUUCUGCUCUGGCAUAAGCACCUGUUAUGAAAAAAAUGUUUUUUUUUUAUAAAUUUAAAUUAACAUCAAAUAAAUCAGGGAUGUACCACAAACAUGUAACGAGACAAAUAGAAGGCUCAAAUGUAAAAAAUUACAAUUUGUACAAACAUUAUUCAAAAAGUUAUUUGAACAAAUUCAUUGGUAAACUAAUAGUGAAAACAAAUAAUAUAUGUUUUAGCAAAUGGAAAAAAUUAUUUUUAAUUUUUUAAACAAUUUUUUUAAAAUGCUAGAUGCGGAAAAACUAAUAGUACUAUUAGAUUCAGCUAAAAAAGUGGCAUGGAGUCCAUGUGUUUUGCGAUUUUUUGUAUGAACUCAAUUGGUGAAGUAGUAUAAAUAAGCAAUUACAUGAUGUAGAAUUUAUAGUCUGCAUAUAACCUCUAAUAACUACUGUUAGGUAUCCGAGAACCGAGCGAAUUUUUUGAGUUUCAAUUUCGAUAGAAAGCCGUGGGUGUAAUCUUUUUAAUACGUAUUCUUGUUUUGUAAAUGAAUCUUCUAAAUUAUUGUUGGCCGAAACAAAAAUUGUUAUGUGUGAAUAUACACACAUAUUGUAUGCUUCAUAACGUCAAUAGUAUGCUUUCAUUGAAUACUACAGUGAGUUUAAAAAGUUUUCGUACUCCUCUUUUUAAUGAGUGAUUAAGUUCUCUUUAUUUUAAUUAUGCCAAAGCUAAAAAAUGUGGUUGGUUGCUCUCAAAAUUCUGUAUAAAAUGAGCCCACGAUCAAGCCAAUUUAUCUAUUUUUUAAGUUGACAUUGUAAAAAUAGUGUAAAUUCCAAUGUUUUCUUAAAUGUUCAAUAAUUACCGAAAUAAUUAAAAAUUUUUUAUGUUUUGGGCUCAUUUUAAAGCUAUUUUUUCACCAUAUCGAAAAAGCUUAUGGGUGUAAAUCGUAAAAAUGUUCUUAUCGAAUUGCAAGAAAGUGAAGUUGUUGUGACAGAAAACGCAAACACGUGCCCGAAGUGCCGGCAUCCGCGCUGCGAAAAGCACAGGCCGUUGAUAUGUGCUUCCUGUGCUCCAUUACCGACUGAAAUCAAAUAUAUGUUAUUUAAGGGCAUGUGACACAGCUAAAUACCUAUAUUACCUACCUCACUUUUUCCGUUCACUGAAUGUUUUUUUGAACCUAAGAACUUUUUUGUAAAUA